Chroicocephalus ridibundus (black-headed gull) is the source of this 1143-nucleotide messenger RNA. It is a transcript of the gene CALB2, whose product is annotated as calbindin 2. NCBI's taxonomy places the organism in Eukaryota, Metazoa, Chordata, Aves, Charadriiformes, Laridae. Gene Ontology annotation, biological process: regulation of presynaptic cytosolic calcium ion concentration; regulation of long-term synaptic potentiation. The record is from RefSeq and is a predicted model, not a curated record. Gene Ontology annotation, cellular component: synapse; dendrite; cytosol. Bases 46 to 858 code for a protein of 270 amino acids. The transcript is spliced from 11 exons. Gene Ontology annotation, molecular function: calcium ion binding.
GCAGGCGGGCGGCGGUGGCAGCGGCGGCGGCGGCGGCAGCGGGAGAUGGCCGGCCCGCAGCAGGCCCCGCACCUCCACCUGGCCGAGCUCACCGCCUCCCAGUUCCUCGACGUCUGGCGACACUUCGACGCGGACGGAAAUGGCUACAUCGAAGGCAAAGAGCUGGAAAACUUCUUCCAGGAGCUGGAAAGCGCGAGGAAGGGGGCGGGUGUGGACUCCAAGAAUGACAACUUGGGUGACAAGAUGAAGGAGUUCAUGCACAAGUACGAUAAAAACGCAGAUGGCAAAAUCGAGAUGGCGGAGCUGGCCCAGAUCCUGCCCACGGAGGAGAAUUUCCUGCUGUGUUUCCGCCAGCACGUGGGCUCCAGCUCGGAGUUCAUGGAGGCUUGGCGCAGGUACGACACGGACCGCAGCGGCUACAUCGAAGCCAACGAGCUCAAGGGCUUCUUGUCGGACCUGCUGAAGAAGGCGAACCGGCCCUACGACGAGCCCAAGCUGCAGGAGUACACGCAGACCAUCCUGCGGAUGUUCGACAUGAACGGCGAUGGGAAGCUGGGCCUCUCGGAGAUGUCCCGACUUUUGCCUGUGCAAGAAAACUUCCUUCUGAAGUUUCAGGGGAUGAAGCUGUCCUCCGAGGAGUUCAACGCCAUCUUCACCUUCUACGACAAGGAUGGAAGCGGCUUCAUUGACGAGAACGAGCUGGACGCGCUUUUGAAAGACCUGUACGAGAAGAAUAAGAAAGAGAUGAACAUCCAGCAGCUCACCAACUACAGGAAGAGCAUCAUGAACCUCUCCGACGGGGGCAAACUCUACCGCAAGGAACUGGAGAUCGUUCUCUGCAACGAGCCCCCCAUGUAGGACCCCCCCUCCCGUGCCCAACGUUUCCGCCUCUUCCUCCCCAAAAACGAGCACAACGGGGGAGCACCCAACUGCUGGAGCACCCAGCUGCCCCCCCAGCAGCUCUUGAGUUUGCUGUAGAUGGUUAAAAUCCCACUUUGGGGGGAAAAACUCUUUAUUUUUUUUGCCCCCAUCCGCCUGGUUGGUUUAAUUAUAUAUAAUUUUUUUUUGGGGGGGUGUUCAUUUUCGUUCAUUUAGUCUUGAGUUUUUAUCGUUUACCAAAGAAGAGUUUACAAAUAAAGUGGA